AUGGGUGUCCACGUUUACGCAGAGGAGAACACAUCCCCUGUUGCUCCAUCGAGGCUGUUCAAAGCCCUGAUUGGCGACUCUGAAACCCUCAUGCCCAAGCUCCUUCCUCAGGUCGUCAAGUCCAUCUCGCUCCUCGAAGGCGAUGGCGGCGUUGGCUCCAUCAAGCUCCUCACUUUCCAAGAAGGGGUGCCGAGCAAGAGCGUGAAAACAAGGGUGGAUGCCACGGAUGCGGAAAAGUUCACUCACAAGUACACGUUGCUGGAGGGAGACCUGUUGGACGAGAAGAUCGAGAGCAUUUCGUACGAGAUGGAGUUUGCCCCUGGACCCGACGGAGGAACCAUCGGGAAGAUCAAGGCCAUCUACGUUACCAAGGGCGAGGAGCCGCCGACUGAGGAGGAGCGCAAGAAAGGGAAAGAAACCAGCUUGGCUAUGUUCAAGGUUGUGGAAGGUUACCUGCAGCAAAACCCAGAUGCCUACGUUUGA
This is a messenger RNA of Linum trigynum, 483 nucleotides long. The record is from the annotation of a GenBank genome assembly. Lineage: Eukaryota; Viridiplantae; Streptophyta; Magnoliopsida; Malpighiales; Linaceae.